AUGGUGAACUAUGAAGUGGCGACAUACUUUACUAGUAGUAGCUUUGACAUCCGUAAGAGAUCUGCAGACUUGCUAAAGGGAAAAGCUCUGGUAUCAGAAGCGAAAAGGGUUAUGAUGGAAGAUAUAGAAAAGGUUCUGGAUCGUGGUGAGGAAUUCGAGCUUCUGGUUGACAAGACGGAGGAUCUUCGUUCUCCGGCUCAAGAUGUCAGGCAGCAGGGGAACCAAAUGAGAAGGAAGUUGUGGCUGCGCAACUUGAAAAUAAAGCUGAUAGUUCUCGGCACCAUUGUUACUCUGAUUCUGAUCAAAGUUUUGACUAUUUGUGAUGGCUUCAAGUGUUAA
This is a messenger RNA of Syzygium oleosum, 339 nucleotides long. RefSeq names its product vesicle-associated membrane protein 721-like. NCBI's taxonomy places the organism in Eukaryota, Viridiplantae, Streptophyta, Magnoliopsida, Myrtales, Myrtaceae. Gene Ontology annotation, cellular component: membrane. The transcript has 4 exons. Bases 1 to 339 code for a protein of 112 amino acids. The record is from RefSeq and is a predicted model, not a curated record. Gene Ontology annotation, biological process: vesicle-mediated transport.